UUUCUUUAGCGGAUAUGGAUAUCGGAUGGUUCCGUUAUUGGCACGAUAAUACUACAAUGGUUCGUCAGUAAUCCAAAUUUACCGUAAAAAAUAAAAAUAAAUAAGAUUAUUACCAUUUUCAGGAUCUCCCCAACUAAUAAUUAUACCUUUCUCCAAAUUUAGACAUAUGUAAAAGCUAAAAACCAAACAGUGGGAUAAGGUUAAACCCAACUCACAGCAUUUGCAAACCACCUACCCCCACCAUGACGAAUUCUGUCAACGUAGCCGUGAUCGGAGCUGGCGUCGCCGGCCUAACCACCGCACGCGAGCUUCUCCGAGAGAACCAUCGAGUCACCGUCUUCGAAAAAUCAGGCCAAAUCGGCGGAACAUGGGUCUACGACAACCGAGUCGAAGUUGACGACUGUCUCCACCUCAACCCCAACAGAACUGUUGUUCACAGCAGUAUUUACAAAUCUCUGCGAACAAAUCUUCCUCGGCCACUGAUGGGCUUCUCGGACUUCUCACUUGAAGAGAAAACGUACGGUGAUCCGAGGUUGUUUCCCGGUCAUGAAGAGGUUUUAAAGUUUUUGAAGGAUUUUGCUAACGAGUUUGGAGUAGGUGAGGUGAUUCGGUUUAACUCGGAGGUGGUGCGAGUUGAGUCAGGGGUGGUGAGUUUGUGGUGGAGUGGAAGACGACGUAGGGUGGUUUGGUGGAGGAGGAUUUUGAUGCGGUGGUUGUUUGUAAUGGUCAUCAUACCGAACCACGAGUUGCCGAUGAUGUUCCUGGCAGGUAUCGAGAAAUGGUCACGCAAACAACUACAUAGUCACAAUUAUCGUAUUCCUGAACCAUACCGCGAUCAAAUAGUGGUAGUGAUCGGGAGUGGGGCUAGCGCAUUUGACAUAUCUCGAGAAAUCGCAACCACUGCAAAAGAGGUCCAUCUUUCUUCAAGAUCUUUAGACGUCAAGGUCACUAGAUUGGAUGGAUAUGAAAACAUUUGGCAACAUAUGAUGAUUAAACGUGUUUUUAAUGACGGAACAAUAGAGUUCCAAGAUGGAGACUCUAUCGUUGCGGAUGCUAUCUUACAUUGCACAGGGUACAAGUUCCAUUUCCCCUUUCUAAGAACAAAUAACAUGUUACAUGUUGAUGAUAAUUGUGUUGGACCACUAUACAAACAUGUUUUCCUUCCGCAACUCGCUCCUGGACUCGCGUUUGUUGGAUUAACCUUUAAUAAUGGCGUUAUCUUUCGAUUGCUUGAGUUGCAAGCAAAGUGGGUAGCACAGGCCUUGUCCGAGAAGAUAUUGUUGCCCUCGAAAGACGAGAUGUUGGCCGAUGUUUACAAAUUUUAUCAAGAAAUGGAUGAAAAUGGAAUCCCGAAGCGAAGGACUCAUUCACUAAGUUUUCAGUUUGAAUACGUAGAUUGGUUAGCUGAUCAAGUAGGAUUACAUGUUGAGGAUCGACUUAAGAAGAUGAUUAAGAAGCUUUUUGAGAAUUGGAUGGCCCGUCCUAAAGGUUACAGAGAUGCGUGGGUAUCAUAGUCUCCUCGAUAUUGUUGUUUUAAGAAGCGAUUAUUGAUUAACUUCGAUAUAUCGAAAGCAAAAAAUGGUAUACAAAUCAUUUUACCAAUAAGUAUAUUGUGUAAUGUUUUGAUUCAAGUGAAAAUUGACUGUAAGGGUGUUGUUAUUGGCCAA
This is a messenger RNA of Helianthus annuus (common sunflower), 1667 nucleotides long. Its product is annotated as flavin-containing monooxygenase FMO GS-OX-like 4. The transcript has 7 exons. NCBI's taxonomy places the organism in Eukaryota, Viridiplantae, Streptophyta, Magnoliopsida, Asterales, Asteraceae. The record is from RefSeq and is a predicted model, not a curated record. Gene Ontology annotation, molecular function: NADP binding; flavin adenine dinucleotide binding; N,N-dimethylaniline monooxygenase activity. Bases 243 to 1514 code for a protein of 423 amino acids.